This is a messenger RNA of Penaeus vannamei (Pacific white shrimp), 1227 nucleotides long. The record is from RefSeq and is a predicted model, not a curated record. NCBI's taxonomy places the organism in Eukaryota, Metazoa, Arthropoda, Malacostraca, Decapoda, Penaeidae.
CUUGGUCAGAGCAGAAGAGCUGACUCUGCAGUGUGCAUGGCCUUUUCUAUUGCAAUUCACGCCCGAUUUAUUGUAUUACCUGGCUCUUGUGUUUACCUGUUUGGGUAUAAAUAGUUCCCCCUUUAUCUCUUGUGUUUAGUGCUGAAGCGUCGUCCCUGUUGUUGGAAAGUGGAAACGUUUUGGUAACUGUGAUGUUGUGAAAAGGAAAAAAAAUAUGCUAAAGAAAAGACGAAGAGAAUGAUGAAUAAAUCUCACUAUAAGGAUGAAAGAAAGAAAGAUCAGAAAGAUCAGAAAUAAAAAAUGAGAUGAAAGAAUCAAGAAAAAGGUAACCGAAGACUACGUUUGGAAUCCUUCUUUCUUCGGGUAUGAGAGACCAAUGGAGUGAAGCUGUGGGCGGCCCGCUAUGAGUGAUGGGCGUGCGGAGGCGUGCGGGCGGCGGUGGGCGGUCCCGACUCACCAUCACGACCUUCCACCUGGGUGCCGUCGGGUCCCGUGCAGAGCCGUCGAUCCGCAGCACGGUGGUGGAGGAGAGCGUGAGCGACUCCCUGGUGGAGCGGUUCCUUCAGUGCCCGGCCGCGCGAGGGGGACCUGAGCGCCGCCUGGACACCGUCACCCUCCUGAAGAAGGAUGGCUCUCUCGGGGUCAUGAUCGCCGAGGGCGUCGACCACGGCCUCUACAUCCAGGCCGUGUCCCCGGGAGGCCCCGCCGCGCUGCAGGGCACCCUCAGGCCAGGCGACCGCAUCGUGGGCAUCAACGGGCGCUCGGUGGAGACCCUCCCCUACGCCGCCGCCGUCGACCUCCUGCGCCAGAUCUCGGACUCCGUGACCCUCCUGGUGUCGCAGCCGGUAGUGACCUCGUCGUCGUCGUCCGCCCCCGCCCGCGCCUCGUCCACUCACACGACUCAGGCGCACACCACGCCCAUCGUGUCUCCGGACGCCCGCGCUUCGGCUGGGACCGGGGCGAGGGAGAGAGGCGCGCGAGAGGAAAGCGCGAGUGCAGCUGCUGGGUGGCGCCCGCAGCUUCAUCACGGAGGUCAGGUCAGGCCCGGUCACCGUGAUCACCCUGAACGCGACCCCGCCCCCCGCGCCCUCGCCAGCGCCCUCUGACCCCGCGCCGGCCGUCUCCACCUUCGAGAUAUCCGUAGGGCCUCGGGUGCCUGCGGAAGGAGUUAAAGAAGGAGGCGGAGGAGGAGGAGGAGGCCCAGAGCAGGCCGUCUCGAGCAAGCAG